Molecule: messenger RNA, 987 nt
Organism: Pediculus humanus corporis (human body louse)
Lineage: Eukaryota; Metazoa; Arthropoda; Insecta; Psocodea; Pediculidae
Product: RING finger protein 113A, putative
Exons: 3
Coding region: 1-987 (328 amino acids)
Biological process (GO): snoRNA splicing
Cellular component (GO): U2-type spliceosomal complex
Molecular function (GO): metal ion binding
Source: RefSeq, a predicted model, not a curated record
AUGAGUUCUAUAGAGGAUGACGUUAAUAAACGAACAGAUUUUACUUUUUCCAAAAGAGUCAUUAAAAAUAAAAAUAGUCGUAAGAGAACUCAAGUGUCUGAAGAAGAAACGGGUUCCGAAUCUGAUACUACCGUCGUGAAAAGAAUAAAAAAAAAUAAACAUAAAAUUUUGUCUCAAACCUCUAAAAAAGAAAGUAAUAAAAAGAAUAAAGAUAACGAAUCAUCAGAGGAAGAGAGUUUAGAUGAGGAUGAUAUGAAAAGCAUAAUGGUUUCUUAUAAGUCUACUCGAGAAGCACAAAGAUCUGGUCCUGCUGAUAUGGGUGCUACUGCCGUGUUAGAAACAGAAACAGAAACAGAUAAGGAUGCACAAGCAAUUUUUGAGAAUUCAAUUAAAAUUAACAAAGAACUAAAAGGUAAAGCAGAUGAUAAAAUUUAUAGAGGGAUCAACAAUUACACUCACUAUUAUGAAAAAAAAGACACAGCACAGGGAAAUGCAGCAAGUGGAAUGGUUAGGAAAGGACCUGUUAGAGCUCCAGCUCAUUUGAGGGCAACUGUCAGAUGGGAUUAUCAACCGGACAUUUGUAAAGAUUAUAAGGAAACAGGAUUUUGUGGUUUUGGCGACAGUUGUAAAUUUUUGCACGACAGAAGUGAUUAUAAAUUUGGGUGGCAAUUAGAACAAGAAAUGCAAGAUGGAAGCUAUGGAGCUGAUGAUAAAAAUACUGAACGUUAUGAAAUUGAUUCGGAUGAUGAACAUUUGCCGUUUAAAUGUUACAUUUGUAGAAAAAGUUUUGUGAAUCCAAUUGUAACAAAAUGCAGACAUUAUUUUUGUGAAAAUUGUGCAUUAAAACAAUUUAAAAAAACUUCUAGAUGUUAUGUAUGUAAUAAACAGACUGGAGGCGUUUUUAAUCCUGCCAAGGAUUUAAUGGACAAGCUUCAAAAAGCUACCAAUACAACAUGUGAUGAUGACUCUUGUGAGUCUAGUGAUUAA